Messenger RNA from Guyanagaster necrorhizus, 971 nucleotides. RefSeq lists its product as uncharacterized. Lineage: Eukaryota; Fungi; Basidiomycota; Agaricomycetes; Agaricales; Physalacriaceae. The record is from RefSeq and is a predicted model, not a curated record. Bases 207 to 809 code for a protein of 200 amino acids. The transcript is spliced from 2 exons.
GGAAGCCUUUUGAGGUAACAAGAAGCGCUUUCAAGGCUUUCGGCGCACGCCCAAGUCGGUGUCUCAUAGCCCUGCUGGUAUCAGCCCAAGACAGUGCGCUGUCCCUUGGGGGCAGCUCAAGACCGUGGUUCUGCGAGAUUUCUUUGACUGCGAUCUAAUGCGAAUUUGAAACCUGCUUUGGGUCCACGACGACCCUUCGCGCCUCGAUGCUGACGUUACAAUCGCUUCCGCGCCUUGUUUCUUCCUUUCUCGAGGGCUUCAGGUUUCCCUCCCUGACAUCUCUCAAUAUUUCGAUCCCUGAUGCGGAAAAUGCACGACCAUUCCCAAUCAAUUCCCUGAUACUUCUACUUCAACGUUCACAGUGUGAGCUUCAGCACCUCGUACUGAAGCAGGUGCCUAUCCCGCGCGAGUCCAUGAUGAACAUUCUCAGAGCUACCCCGACUUUGGUAUCGUUGGUCAUUCAUGAACCGGCUUCUUACACGCAUUGCAUCACGGAUGCAUUUAGUCGAUAUCUUAUGGAGUGCAGUGUGCUGCCAAAGCUCGAGCACGUGGAGUUGGUGUGGAGUUAUGAUGCAUCUGAAGGAUGUAUCAUCGACAUGAUCGAAUCGCGUGUUGUGAAAACAGUUGCGUACGGGGGCGUCCUAGGAAGGAUUGUGCUGGGUCGUCGCAAAGGCCUUGAGUUGGAAAGGUCAACCAUAGAGCGAGUGAAUAGUCUGAGAGGGCGUGGGUUUCACAUUUUGCUAUGGCAAGUGUUGGGGUUUUGCUGGAAAGUUCUAGAAAGGGCAAUCCGGCAUCAUGCCGAGAGUUGAUGAGUAAGCUCGAGAGAAAGAGAAAGUUGUAGUAAAUUCUAGAUAUAAGUCUGGAGAGUAUAAAUACAAGCUCUGUAGGAGCUGUAGAAUAAGGAGUUCAUACCUUCUGGCCUUACCAGCCUGGAGUCUACCCUGUGCAUCACCGAGGAUUUCCAACAGUAA